Salvia hispanica is the source of this 1970-nucleotide messenger RNA. Its product is annotated as putative serine/threonine-protein kinase At1g54610. The record is from RefSeq and is a predicted model, not a curated record. Gene Ontology annotation, cellular component: cyclin-dependent protein kinase holoenzyme complex; nucleus. Gene Ontology annotation, molecular function: ATP binding; RNA polymerase II CTD heptapeptide repeat kinase activity. Gene Ontology annotation, biological process: protein phosphorylation; positive regulation of transcription elongation by RNA polymerase II. NCBI's taxonomy places the organism in Eukaryota, Viridiplantae, Streptophyta, Magnoliopsida, Lamiales, Lamiaceae.
CACAUUUCAAGCAAUCACAAUUCAAAUACACAACAUUUAUACAUCAAAAUUUCAUAAUUCAGUGACCUAUUUUAGCAAUCUUAGCUCAAUUCUUUGUCUGCCGCCCAAAUUCUAUAUAAUUUUGGGGUCAACGGAAUUUAUCUGAAUUUAAUGGAGUUUUUCGGUCAUAACCAUAUAAAUACCCUGCUAAUUAAUUCAUUCCAUGAUUCCAUUGAAAAAACGAUCAUUUUUUUUCUCACAAAUUUGAAUUUUUUUCAGACGCAAUGGGAGGUUGAGAGAGCUCGAUUAUGGGGUGUGUUCACGGAAAAGGAGCCGCCAGCAAUAGUCGCCGGAAUCGGGAGGAGCUGACGAUCGAAGAGGCUCCCGCUGCCGCUGCCGCUGACAGACCGGUGGUGGUGCCGGAAUUCAGGCUGAGAAUAGGCGCCGACGCUGCCGCAACGGAAUCGUGGCCGCCGUGGCUCGUCGCCGUCGCCGGAGACGAGAUCAAGGGUUGGAAACCGCGGCUGGCUAACACCUUCGACAAAAUUGCUAAGAUUGGGCAAGGAGCGUAUAGCAAUGUGUAUAAAGCUAGGGAUUUGGUGACGGGGAAGGUGGUGGCGUUGAAGAAAGUGAGGUUCGAUAGCUUUGACCCGGAGGCUCUGAGGUUCAUGGCAAGGGAGAUACUCGUGUUGAGACGACUAAACCAUCCGAACGUUAUCAAGCUCGAAGGUCUUGUUAUUUCGCGGAUGUCAAGCAGCCUUUACCUCGUGUUUGAGUACAUGGAGCAUGAUCUUGCUGGCCUUUCUGCUGCUCAAUCUGCUAACUUCACCGAGGACCGGGUCAAGUGCUAUAUGAAACAGCUGAUCUCGGGUUUGGAGCAUUGCCACAGCAAUGGUGUCUUGCAUCGUGACAUCAAGUGCUCGAAUCUGCUGAUUGACAACGAAGGAAUACUUAAAAUAGCCGAUUUUGGCCUUGCUUCUUUUUUCAAUCCCGAGAGCAAGAAACCUAUGACGAACCGUGUAGUCACCCUCUGGUAUCGCCCUCCUGAACUGCUGCUAGGCGCCACACACUAUGGCGUUGGUGUCGAUUUAUGGAGUGUCGGCUGUGUUCUGGCAGAGCUUCUCGCUGGAAAGCCAAUACUGCGCGGGCGAACAGAGGUCGAGCAGCUGCACAAGAUAUUCAAGCUAUGUGGCUCUCCUCCUGAGGAAUUCUGGAAGCAAUCAAGUCUGCCUGAUACAACUCUCUAUAAACCGCAGCAUCCGUAUAAAUGUUGCAUAAGGGAGACGUUUAAGGAUUUCCCGCUGUCGUCUCUUGCUCUGAUAGAAACUCUUCUUGAAGUCGAUCCUCGUGCACGAGGCACUGCUGCUGCAGCAUUGAAGAGUAAGUUUUUUACUACUGAACCAUUUGCUUGUGAACCAUCAAGUUUGCCUAAAUUUCCUCCUACCAAAGAAAUGGAUUUGAAACUGAGAGAUGAAGCAGCCAGAAGGAAACACGGUAUAGGCAGAAAAUCGAACAUCAACAAUGGACUUAGAAGAGCUCGUGUGCACAACAAGGCCAUCCGUGCAAAUCCGGUUCUCGAAGCCAACACAGAACUCCAAAUGAAUUUAAGCAGGCUAAGAGUCGGGAGAGGGAGGGGCGAGAAGUUCCCACCACCACACCAAGAUGGCGCAGUUGGCCACACAAUGUCGUCGUUUGCUGAUGAUGCUUUGUUCGCUUCCUCGAUGAGGAGGAGGAAUGGUGACAAAGAGCCUCAUAGUGCACCUCCUCGUUGCUUCAUCAACGCCUUAUAUCAGUCCACUGCUGUUUGCUCCGUGGACUUCCGGUUCGGUCGCAGAUGAACGCUUUCGACAUAGGUAUAACUGUAACCAUAUCUUCAAGAAUCAAUGCUGCUUAUCAAAUGUAAAGGUCAUAUUUUUGUGUACAGUUAUAGACGAUGAGGUUUAUACAGAAAUUUAUAAUCAAUUUUAUUAAGAGAAAUAAGCAAAUUUUGG